AUGGACCCGAUCAAAUACAUAUUUGAGAAACUAGCUCUCACUGGUAGAAUUUCCCGAUGGAAAAGGCUAUUAUCAAAGGACGACAUCCAAUAUAUCACUCAGAAAGCCAUCAAUGGCAGUAUACUGGCAGAUCAUCUUGCUCACCAACCAGUGGAAGAUUACCAUCCUUUGAAGUUUGAUUUCCCAUACGAGGAUAUUAUGGUUACCAAAGACUAUGAAAUCCCUGGACCUGCCGAAGGACCCGAACCAGGGAAGUUAUGUACUCUUAUGUUUGACGGUGCUUCAAAUGCUACAGGUUAUGGAAUUGGGGUGGUGUUGAUGUCUCCCAAGAAUUUUCAUCUACCAUUCACAGCUUGCUUCGCCUGCACAAAUAACAUGGAUGAGUAUGAAGCUUGCAUACUGGGACUAGAGGAAGCUAUUAACUUGAGGAUCAAAGUCCUUGAAGUAUAUGGAGACUCUGCUCUAGUGAUACAUCAUAUCAUAGGUGUUGGGACGAAAGACACGCCAACUUAA
Lathyrus oleraceus (garden pea) is the source of this 513-nucleotide messenger RNA. RefSeq lists its product as uncharacterized. Bases 1 to 513 code for a protein of 170 amino acids. The transcript has a single exon. The record is from RefSeq and is a predicted model, not a curated record. Lineage: Eukaryota; Viridiplantae; Streptophyta; Magnoliopsida; Fabales; Fabaceae. Gene Ontology annotation, molecular function: RNA-DNA hybrid ribonuclease activity; nucleic acid binding.